UGCCUUUAAUGGGUAAGCUAGCUGAUCACAUGCUCCUAUUAGCAACCGGCUCACAUUUCCUUGCUGAAGAAGGAUACGAAGAAUAGACCAUCACGAUAGCUUCCUUCACUAGCCUAUAAAUUCGUACUCCAAGGCUCAUAUAUCUCACCAACCAGACACCAUUAGCCCUCUCUGAAUCUCAAAAAGGUCCCCUAGUUUCACGAUCUUUGCAACCAUCACCAUGUUUUCUCCAACGAACAUGCCUCAAUCAGUAUCCACAUUAUUCUCUGCUUAUGCCGCUUUUGCAGGAUCAGUGAUGCUUAUCCGUUCCAUGGCAAACGAACUAAUCCCUUAUGAGCUUCGCUCUUAUUUAUCCACUGCUAUUCGCUACCUCUUCACUCCUCUCUCCCCUAACAUCACCCUUGUCAUUGAUGAGCAUUGUGGCAUGUCUCGCAACCAAGUUUAUGAUGCAGCAGAAAUCUAUCUCAAAACCAAAAUUAGCCCAUCAACAGAGAGACUCAAAAUCGGCAAGACACCAAGACAAAGGACCUUCUCUGUCGCAAUCGAAAAAGGUGAGGUAGUUACAGAUGUGUACGAGAAUAUCAAGUUGAAGUGGGCUUUUGUGUGUACAGAACCACAAAACAACAGUCACUCCGGAGAAAAAAAGCGUUUUGAAUUGUCCUUUAACAAGAAGUACAAAGAGAAAGUUAUGGAUCGUUACUUGCCUCAUGUUUUGAAGAGGGGUAAAGAGAUAAAAGAUGAAGAGAAGGUUGUUAAGCUUUAUAAUCGUGAGUGUCCUUUCAAUGAUGAGGAUGGGGGUGAUCAUGGUGGCAUGUGGGGGUCCAUAAAUCUUGAACAUCCCUCUACUUUUGAUACUUUAGCUUUGGAUCCAGAGUUGAAGAAGAUGAUAGUUGAUGAUUUGAAGAGGUUUUUGGGAAGAAAAGACUUUUAUAAGAAAGUGGGCAAGGCUUGGAAACGUGGGUACCUGCUGUAUGGACCACCUGGGACUGGAAAAUCAAGCUUGAUUGCUGCCAUGGCUAACUAUCUCAAGUUCGAUAUCUAUGAUUUGGAGCUAACUAGUAUAUAUUCUAAUUCCGAUCUGAGGAGGGUUCUUCUGUCCACCACGAAUCGGUCAAUCUUGGUGAUUGAGGAUAUCGACUGUAAUAUGGAAAUGCGGGAUCGGCAACAAGGAGAGGAUCAGUAUGAUGGUUCUAACUCCAGGUUGACACUAUCUGGAUUGCUGAAUUUCAUUGACGGAUUGUGGUCAAGUUGCGGUGAUGAGCGAAUCAUUGUGUUCACUACCAAUCAUAAGGACAGGCUAGACUCUGCUCUGCUGCGUCCUGGUAGAAUGGAUGUGCAUAUUAACAUGUCUUACUGCACACCUCAAGCAUUCAGUAUUCUGGCUUCUAAUUACCUUGGCAUUCGCGACAAGAACCAUUAUCUCUAUGACGAAAUUGAAGGGCUAAUGGAGAGUACUAACGUAACCCCAGCAGAGGUAGCAGAGGAACUAAUGGCAAGUGAAAAUGCUGAUGUUGCCCUUGAAGGACUUGUUAACUUCCUUAAGCGGAAGUAUAGUGAAGCUAAUGAAGUUAAGAGUGAAGAGAAUGGCAAAGUUGGAGAUGAAGAAGCAAAGAAACUGAAAACUGAUGUUGAUGAAAAGAAAAUAGUUAAUAAGUUUAUUAAUAGGAAUAGAAUUCUUCGAGCUGCAAGAGGUGUAAGAAGAAGAAAUUGUGGGCGAAGAAUGGUUCCCCAAAAUUUUUUCGGUAUCUGAACCUUUUCUGGAUGUUGAAAAUUUUGCUUCUUGUAAAAAUGUUCUGAGAUUGAUUAAUUAGCCCCUUUGAAAA
Molecule: messenger RNA, 1823 nt
Organism: Populus trichocarpa (black cottonwood)
Lineage: Eukaryota; Viridiplantae; Streptophyta; Magnoliopsida; Malpighiales; Salicaceae
Product: AAA-ATPase At2g18193
Exons: 2
Coding region: 221-1750 (509 amino acids)
Molecular function (GO): ATP hydrolysis activity; ATP binding
Source: RefSeq, a predicted model, not a curated record